GCCCAUGCUGAAAUAGAAGACUACUGGGACUCUGUACUCUGGAGUGAUGACACCAAGAUAAAUGUUUCUGGAAAUAAUGGCUUCAAAACUGUAUGGCUUCACAAAGGUGAGGAGUACAAAGAAAAAUGCAUGGUACCUAGAGUGAAACAUGGUGGUGGCAGAGUGCUGCAUGCAGGUGUCGGGGAGCUGCAUUUCUUUGAAGGCAUCAUGAAUUCAAUGCUCUAUAUUGAAUUAGAAGUUUUCCAACAUGACAAUCAUCCAAAACACACAUCUAAGGCCACUGUUGCAUUUCUG
Molecule: messenger RNA, 294 nt
Organism: Staurois parvus
Lineage: Eukaryota; Metazoa; Chordata; Amphibia; Anura; Ranidae
Source: the annotation of a GenBank genome assembly